AGGCGGGCGUGCAGCCACCAGCGGGGCAGUCGCACCUUUCACACACUUUCGGAUGAAGAGCCUAGUCCUCUCCUCUCGUCUGGUCUGAGAAUUAACCAGCUUCGACAUCUCCCCCCGGUAUUGGUGCAGGGCAGGGUGCGGAGCGGACACCUGCUGCUGCCUCGCCGCUCUCACCUCACUGCCGGCGGCCGAGCCAUCGCGAGACACCGGUGAGGAGUAAAGCUCAUCAAAGCUGAAACCUGAGAAGUAGAUGGAAUGCAACGGGAUUAUCAUCUGACCAUUAACCCGAAUGAGGAGAAGCAAUCAGUGUGUAAGAUUACACCUUUUCUGAUCUCCGCUGCACUAGAAUAAUGCCUUUGAGGUCACAAUGUCUACGUUGAAGCACGUUAUCCUGCAGGACAAAGACCAGCGCAAUGAAAAGAAGCUGGACUGGAGUUACAUCGAAUGGGCGGAAAAUGAAGUCAUCGCUAGGGUGGCGGAUGCCCAGACACAAACGGACUUGAGAUCUUUUGAGCACAGGGAGAGUCAGACCAGCCACCCUGUCAUAAUGCACAUAGAUGUCGCACGGACGCAAUCAAAGGCGAGACAUUCGUCUCUGGUGGACAAUGAAGGCCUGGAAGGAACUUUCUUCCAGUUUGACCGCCAGGCUCCCGCGCGCAUCUCCACAUCCCCAACCUUGAGGAGGAUGAGGAGCACCCGGCGUCCAGCGAUGGACUCCUGGGAUCUGGGCAGGAUGGGGAGCACUCAGGAGGAACCGUCACCUGAAAGUACAGCUUUCCCCUUGUCUCCUGCGCACAGAGUCAAGUCUCCUCUCGCAGCCAGCCCCCUCUCUGAUGGAGACGUCUGUCUAGAGCAUCUGUCGGUUUCAUCCUCCGGCCAACACAGAACCAGAUCACGUAGAUCAAAUACCUUUGACAAUGGUGUCACUUCCCCAACACAAGAAUGUCCCACCUCUCAUCCUACUUUCCUUAAAGAUUCUGUAUUUCUUGGUGAUGGUGUGCAGGAGAAGGAAAACUACCAGAGCAGGCUGCAGGAGAGGAGGCGGAGCUCCGUCGUGGUCAGUUUGCCAGGACUGGACGUUUCACCUGGAGACCUUUUUGUCUCCAACGGGGUAGCGGACAUAAUAAAUGGUUCAAACUUCUCUGAUACAAAGAAGUCCAAGUGGCCUUUUUCAAGACGUGGUACGACUAAAGGGAAGUCGCAGACAACCCCAGUAUCAGAUAUUGAAAAAAACCUUUCAACGGUGGAGAUUGAAGACUUUAGAAAUACAGAGUUUCAGAAAUACAAGGGCUUCUCUCUGGCCGAGUUCCUGCUGGACCAGUCCCCCCAGGUCAGCGUGACCUCUGACCUCCAGAGCCGCAAGAGACAAGAAGCCAUCUGGGAACUUUUCACCAGCGAGUGCAUUUAUUACCUGGAUCAGCUCAUGGUUCUCAAAGAGGUGUUUCGGGCUACUCUGGGAAACCUGCAGCUGAGCAACUGCCUCCCUGAUGUUGACACAUGGAGGCUGUUUGCAAACCUCAUUGAACUUUGCCUGGUGAGCUUUAAUUUCCUGAACAACCUCCUGCAUGUCAUCAAGGACACGUUGGACAUCACCCAGGGUGGCGGGCCCACCCUGCUGGAGCUGCUUGGCAAGGCUUUCCAGGAGAGCAUAUGCCACUGUCUGCAGAAGUACUGCCUCAACUACUCCACAGCCCUGAUUUAUCUGGACACCCUCAAGUCACGAGAGGACUUUGGAUCAUACUUAAAGUGGUGUGAGAGGAGUGAACACUGCAAAAGGCUGCAACUACGUGACCUGCUGGUGGCGCCGCUUCAGAGGCUCACUCGAUACCCACUUCUGUUGAGGAAUAUCGCCAAGAGAUGUCAGAAUGAGGAGGAAACCAGAGGCCUGCAGGUUAUAGCAGAGCAAGUGGACACAUCUAUAUGUGUUUUAGAGGGCAGGGUCAAGUGGCUGGACAACUACCAGAAGGUGAAACAGUUGAGAGAUGCCCUGGUGUGGCUGCCCGUGUGGGAAAGAGACAAGCGCGCCGUCAUCCCAGAGACUCUGAAACACCUCCUGAAGGCCGUCACGCUGGAGAACCUCAUCUCUCACAGAAGUCUGCUGCACGAAGGGAAACUGGUGCUCACAGAAAACGCAAAGCUGAUAGAUGUUUAUCUCUUCCUGUUUGACGAAUUCCUGCUGAUCACAAAGAUAAAGAGAAACAAGAAGAAAAGCCUCGGCCCAGAGCAGAACCUGGACCUGGAGCAGCUGCUGAAGGACGGAUUCACCUUUACGGUUCUGGACCAGCCCAUCUCUCUGGACCGGCUUCAAGUCAAGAACAUCGAUCAGCUAAAUGCCUCCACAUCAGGGUUACCUCAUUCUUUCAUAAUAAUGCACCACAACCGCUACCAGCAGUGCAUCGGUGCAUUCAUCCUGCAAGCUGCAUGUGAGGCUGCAAAGAGAGAGUGGAUGUCAAAGAUGGAGGCCGCGGUGACGACGCUGCUGAAGCUGGACUCUCAGCAGCCGCGGGUCAAGAACGCCUCCCUCUACCUGGAGUCUUCACAGAUUUGACUGCACUACAACUCAAGACGAACUUUCUGCCGUCGACGUGCACGUGACUGUCCCCUGAAGUCUUGUAAACCUCCAGCACUGAUUGUUCCCUAGACUGUAUGAGCCCUUAAAUGCGGCUGCUGCCGUAGUGUACAUUAAAUACCUGAUUAUAUAAUCAAG
Molecule: messenger RNA, 2707 nt
Organism: Cololabis saira (Pacific saury)
Lineage: Eukaryota; Metazoa; Chordata; Actinopteri; Beloniformes; Belonidae
Gene: plekhg7
Product: pleckstrin homology domain containing, family G (with RhoGef domain) member 7
Exons: 17
Coding region: 368-2548 (726 amino acids)
Biological process (GO): Rho protein signal transduction
Molecular function (GO): guanyl-nucleotide exchange factor activity
Source: RefSeq, a predicted model, not a curated record